AUGCAGCUCCAAACAUGGACUCCUACUUUUAAGGCUAAUGAAGAUUCUCCUGUGAUACCUACCUGGGUGAUAGUACCAGAAUUACCAUGGCAUUUAUAUUACAUGGAGGUUUUUACAGUGUUGUUAUCUCCGAUUGGUAAAGUACUACACCUGGAUGUUGCAUCCAUGCAGAAGACUAGGGGGAGUGCUGCAAAGGUGAAGAUGCAGAUAGAUUUGACAAAAUCAAGACCUCACUAUGUCUGGCUUGGAUUUGAUGAAGAGCAGGAUGAGAAUGGAGAUGGCCAAUGGAUUGAAGUAGAAUAUGAGUAUUUGCCUAAUUACUGUCUACAAUGCAAACAUCUGGGGCACUCGAUGCAACAAUGCCCAACAAAAAAAAAAGAGGAGGAGGGUAAGAAACAGGAUGUUGCUGAAGCAUCAGGUAAACAGGACAACCAAAGCAUCUUCAACAAUGUAAGAAGCACAAGCAUGCAGUAA
Messenger RNA from Nicotiana tabacum (common tobacco), 474 nucleotides. RefSeq lists its product as uncharacterized. NCBI's taxonomy places the organism in Eukaryota, Viridiplantae, Streptophyta, Magnoliopsida, Solanales, Solanaceae. Gene Ontology annotation, molecular function: nucleic acid binding; zinc ion binding. The record is from RefSeq and is a predicted model, not a curated record.